AUGAUCACGUCAGCUUUAGGAUUUGAAAAGAACUGCUCGUUUGUUUUGCUCAUGGCGACAACAUCGAUCUAUGAAAUAUUUCAUUACAUUCCUCCAACGAUUCAUCAAUGUCAAUCAACAUCUGUAGCUACUAAUCUGUCGAAUAGUAGCUCAAUUUUCCUUUCGUACCAGCAACCAUUUAUUCCGUGUCAAUUGCAUAAUAUGACAGAUAAUUAUACAAAUCAUGUUCAACUUGUCGAUAGCAACUAUUUGAUGCGUGCGCCUACACAUUUCGAUUGUUAUGUUCUCUUGUUCUUUGCUCGUUGGUGUCAAUUCUCUGUUCGAUUUGCGCCCUUUUUCAAUGCAAUUCCACGCUCAUUUCCUGGUCUCGAUUUCGUGGCCUACGAUGUAUCCAAAUCACUUCGCUAUAUGACCUAUUUUGGUACCAAUGCUGUACCGAGCGUGUUCAUACUACGUAAAAACAAACUAUUAGCUAGAUUAAAUAGCACGAACGAUAUACAAAUCUUACUUUCCCUGAUUGAAUCAACGCUACAUCUAAAUCAAACGAAUAACGUGACGAUUGAAGAAGAAGAUCGUCUCGGACCUGUCACGACAAUAUUUGAACCUUCGUUUGAUUAUGCUCUGUUCUUCUCAUGGUUAUUUGUUGGAUUUUUUCUUUAUUACUACGCGGAUAAAUAUAAACUUUUCACACGAAUACGUCAAAGAUUUUCACAUGAAAACUAA
This is a messenger RNA of Adineta ricciae, 723 nucleotides long. The record is from the annotation of a GenBank genome assembly. Lineage: Eukaryota; Metazoa; Rotifera; Eurotatoria; Adinetida; Adinetidae.